This is a messenger RNA of Gossypium arboreum, 1493 nucleotides long. RefSeq names its product F-box protein SKIP24. The transcript is spliced from 6 exons. The coding region runs from base 308 to 1018 and encodes 236 amino acids. NCBI's taxonomy places the organism in Eukaryota, Viridiplantae, Streptophyta, Magnoliopsida, Malvales, Malvaceae. Gene Ontology annotation, molecular function: protein binding. The record is from RefSeq and is a predicted model, not a curated record.
UGAGACUGAGGUUGAAGUUAAAAUCUUUGAUAUUUUGAUGGAGCUUGUUGUUGAAUAUGAAGGUUUAUUUUAUUAUUAUUUUUCUCAAAUUAUAUUAUUUCAUCUAUUUUGAAUUUUCCUAACCCUGUAAAAUCUCAUAAAAAGCAUUCUAGGCGGCGAGUUUAUGCAAGCUUAUAACAAUCGAGUUUUGGUAAAGAAGAGCAAUCCGGAUCUUCUAGAACCAAUGUUAGAAAGCAUUUAAUUAAACCGGAUCGUUACCGCUUAAAAAAAGAUCAACCAGUAAAAAGGAAAAGAAAAGAGAGGAAAAAUGAGUUGGAAGAACGAACUACCGGACGAGCUAUGGAGAAAAAUACUUGAAAUCGGAAUCAAAGCCUCAAAUUUUACUUUUAAAGAUCUUUGUUGCGUUUCAAUCUGCAGCAGACGCCUCCAUCGUUUAUCCAACGACGACUUACUCUGGUCCCACUUGAUCUCCGUUGAUUUCCCCAAUCAAACAUCAUCAUCUUCCUCCGCCAAAUCCCUUUACAAAAUCAGGUUUGAGAGGGAAAAAGAGAGGAAAUUGUGGGCUCAUAAAAGGGCGGUGUUGAGGAAAGAGAGUCUGGUUUCGGAGCAUUUAAGGAAACUUCGAGAAAUUGAGGUUCGGUUACGUGAAGAAAGAAAUAAAUUGAACUCUGCACUUUUGGAGUUGUCUAAUUUACACAAGGUCAGUCAAGCGUCCGUGGCUUUGAAUGUGUGGCAGCCUGAGGUUGUGCGUGGUAGGCACAAGCAAAUGGUUGAGCAAUGUGUUGUACCGGUUGAAUCUAGAGUUCAUGCCCUAGAUAUGGAGGUUAAACUUUGCAACCAACAGCUACAAGUGUUUGAUAAGGCUUAUAGAGACGAGAAGAGAAGGCUUGAUACUGCUAAGGAAGAGUUGAAAUCCAUGAAAUAUCACCCUUUACGAGAUUAUACGCUAUCAAGUACUGAAAACCAAGAAAAUCGGAAAAAGAGGAAGAAGUUGAAAAACAUGCAUCAACUCUCCUGAUAAACAAAUGGUAAAACAACAUAGAUGAGCAUGUUUGCUGGAUUGCCUUGCUGCUCACACUGGCUCCCAUCUUGGUAACUAUGAGCCUUCGGGUCUUCCAUGCUCUGGCCUGGAAGUUUCUGACAAGGGUGCCGAUUGCCCUGUCUACCUUCUAAGGGCCGUAGGACUCUGGAAACCACGGAAGGAAAAUGGAAGGAAGAAGGAAAUGUUGGGUUUCAAGCCAAUAGAAAAUUUGAGCUUUCCAAUUGGUUGAACCGUUGGCUCAAGUUUUUACAGGUUUAGCUUUUGAUUUUGACGGUUCGAUUUAUGAUUUGAUUGCUGUCCUUGCGGAACAUUAAUCUUAAGUUUUGACACUUUCAAGUUGAACAAGAAAGGACUGUUUCAUAUCGGUAUAUAUUUUAUUUUUAAAUUUAAAUCUUGUAAUGUAAUGUAAUUUUUUUUUAAGUAAUGCGUAGUUUAGUAACAUUUUUGUUUA